Neoarius graeffei (lesser salmon catfish) is the source of this 1703-nucleotide messenger RNA. It is a transcript of the gene fads2, whose product is annotated as fatty acid desaturase 2. Gene Ontology annotation, cellular component: membrane. Gene Ontology annotation, molecular function: oxidoreductase activity, acting on paired donors, with oxidation of a pair of donors resulting in the reduction of molecular oxygen to two molecules of water. The transcript has 13 exons. Gene Ontology annotation, biological process: lipid metabolic process. Bases 83 to 1420 code for a protein of 445 amino acids. NCBI's taxonomy places the organism in Eukaryota, Metazoa, Chordata, Actinopteri, Siluriformes, Ariidae. The record is from RefSeq and is a predicted model, not a curated record.
CAACACAUACACAGGGGACUGAGCAGAGCUCCAUGCGUAUCACCACUCCGUGCAAGCAAAGCAGUAACAUCCUGAGGAAGAGAUGGGAGGUGGAGGACACCAGGGUGAGCAGCUGGGGUCAGCAGAGAGCAGUUCAUGUGCACAGUACACCUGGGAGGAAGUGCAGAAGCACAACUGUAGGGGUGAUCAGUGGCUGGUGAUCGAGAGAAAAGUAUACAAUGUGACUGAGUGGAUAAAAAGACAUCCUGGAGGACGCAGAAUUCUUGGGCACUAUGCUGGAGAAGAUGCAACGGACGCCUUUACAGCCUUCCAUCCGGAUCAGCGUUUCGUGCGGAAGUUCCUGAAGCCUCUGCUGCUGGGAGAGUUGGUGCCCUCAGAGCCCAGUCAAGACCACGGCAAAAAUGCUGCUUUAAUGGAAGAUUUCCGGACCUUGCGUAAGCAGUUGGAGGCACAGGGCUUGUUCCGUACCAGUCUGCUAUUUUUUAUCCUACAUCUUGGCCACAUUCUGCUCUUGGAGGCUCUGUCUUUAGCACUCCUUUGGACAUUUGGAAAUGGCUGGAUUAUUACAAUUCUAAUAUCUGUCAUAUUGGCCACUUCACAGGCUCAGGCUGGCUGGCUUCAGCAUGACUUUGGCCACCUAUCAGUCUUUAAAAAUUCUACCUGGGAUCAUCUUGUGCACAAAUUUGUCAUUGGACACCUGAAGGGGGCAUCUGCAAAUUGGUGGAACCAUCGCCACUUUCAGCACCAUGCUAAGCCCAAUGUGCUCAGUAAGGACCCUGACGUUAACAUGAUUAACAUCCUGGUCCUGGGAAACAUUCUGCCUGUUGAGUAUGGGAUUAAAAAGUUGAAGCACCUGCCCUAUAAUCAUCAGCACCAGUACUUCUUUUUGAUUGGCCCACCCCUGCUCAUACCAGUAUACUUUAACGUGCACAUUUUGCAAACUAUGUAUUCGCAAAGGGAUUGGGUGGAUUUUGCAUGGUAUUUGUCUUACUAUGCACGAUAUCUCAUGUGGUAUGUUCCCUAUUAUGGAAUUCUGGGUUCUUUAGUGCUUCUGACAUUUGUCAGGUUUCUUGAGAGUCACUGGUUUGUGUGGGUGACCCAGAUGAAUCACAUUCCCAUGGAUAUUGACUAUGAAAAACAUGAUGACUGGCUCAGCAUGCAGUUGAAAGCUACUUGUAAUGUUGAGCAUUCGCCGUUCAAUGAUUGGUUCAGUGGCCAUCUCAACUUCCAGAUUGAGCACCAUCUCUUCCCAACGAUGCCUCGCCAUAACUAUAGCCGUGCGGCUCCUCAAGUACGAGAACUUUGUGAGAAGUAUGGAAUUCACUAUCAGGUCAAAGGCCUGUGGGAAUCCUGGUGCGACAUUGUCAGCUCUUUGAAAACGUCUGGCGAGCUGUGGCUAGAUGCCUACCUCCACAAAUAAUCAUCAUCUCUGCUGUGUUUCCUUCAACGAUUGUUUAUAAUCAUGCCUACAGUGUAAUAAUGAAUCAACAAUAUUGACAUGGGAUUUUAAUUCAGUGACAGGAGUAUCCCUCGUAAACUUUGUUUUGUUCUUUAAUUCACACUUUAAUCUUCUCAUUAUCUAUUGUCCUAUAUGCUGGAACUGAUGUGCUUUACUUGUAAGUGAAUUGGGACCACAGACAUCUCCUGGAUAAAAAUAGCAUUUAUCUUUCCAUACUGAUGGUAACAUUAGAGACAAAUUAAAU